AUGCCCACUCGCGCAGACAUUACCUACUUCGGCGCCGGCCCGGCCGCGCUGCCGACCGACGUCCUCGAAACAGCCGCGCAAGCCCUGCUCGACUUCAACGGCACCGGUCUGGGAAUCGCCGAGCACAGCCACCGCUCCGAGCUCGCCACCAACAUCAUCAACGAAGCCAAGGCCGACCUGGCCUCCUACCUGGACAUCCCCGCGAGCGACUACGAAGUUAUCUUUAUGCAAGCCGGCGGCACUGGCGAGUUCGCCGCCUCCGUCUACAACCUCGUCGGCGCCUGGGUCGCCCGCCAGCACGCCGCCAUCAUCAAGGAACUCGCGGGCUCCGGGGCCGACGACGAGGCCGCCGUGGUGGCCGCGCUGCAGGGCCGUGUGCAGACCCAACUCAAGCUCGACUACAUCAUCACCGGCGGCUGGUCGCUGAAGGCGUACCAGGAAGCCGUCCGGUUGCUGGGGCCGGAGUAUGUCAACAUUGCGGCGGACGCGCGCACGAUCAAUGACGGCAAGUUCGGCAAGAUCCCGGACCAGAGCACGUGGAAGCUCAGUCCGGACGCGGCGCUGGUGUAUUACUGCGACAACGAGACGGUGGAUGGCGUGGAGUUUCCGGAGUUUCCGGCGGUUCUGGCGCCCAAGGCGGAUGGGACGGGCCCUGUUGUGGUGGCGGAUAUGUCGAGCAACAUUCUCUCGCGCCGUGUGCCGGUGGCUAACUACUCGCUGUUGUUCUUUGGGGCGCAGAAGAAUCUGGGCUGCACGGGUGUGACGGUGGCGGUUGCCCGUCGGACCCUGCUCCCGCCGACGACGACGCAGCCGAGCCCGGCGUUGAUGCGCAAGUUGGGGUUGCCGAUUCCGCCGAUUAUGUUGCAGUAUGAGACGAUUGCGAAGAACAACAGCUUGUACAACACGCUGAGCAUUUUUGACGUGUACAUUGCCGGCCAAGUGCUGAAGAAGCUGCUCAAGACGUACCCCGACAAGGUAGACGGGCAGCAGGCAGUGGCAGAGAAGAAGGCCAGCCUCAUCUAUGCGGCGCUGGAAGCGCACCCAGAAGUGUACCGCAUCGUGCCGGACAAGGCGGUCCGGUCGCGGAUGAACAUCUGCUUCCGCGUGACAAAGAACGGCAACGUGGACGACACGGAAAAGGCGUUCCUCAAGGAGUCGGUUAGCCAGGGGCUGACGGGCCUCAAGGGACACCGCAGUGUGGGGGGGAUCCGGGCCAGCAACUACAACUCGAUUCCGUUGGAGGGAGCUGAGAAGCUGGCGCGGUUUAUUGAGGCGUUUGCAAAGGCUUGA
Molecule: messenger RNA, 1290 nt
Organism: Dichotomopilus funicola
Lineage: Eukaryota; Fungi; Ascomycota; Sordariomycetes; Sordariales; Chaetomiaceae
Product: phosphoserine aminotransferase
Exons: 3
Coding region: 1-1290 (429 amino acids)
Biological process (GO): L-serine biosynthetic process
Cellular component (GO): cytoplasm
Molecular function (GO): O-phospho-L-serine:2-oxoglutarate transaminase activity; pyridoxal phosphate binding
Source: RefSeq, a predicted model, not a curated record